Messenger RNA from Dovyalis caffra, 1401 nucleotides. NCBI's taxonomy places the organism in Eukaryota, Viridiplantae, Streptophyta, Magnoliopsida, Malpighiales, Salicaceae. The record is from the annotation of a GenBank genome assembly.
AUGUUUAGAAUCACCAUAACAUCAAAUGAUCUUCCAAAGUUCAUCGUCCACCACCUUGGUCCCUUUGUGCCAGUACUUCUUUGCUUAACCCUAACAGUACUUGUGCUCUCAAAAAUCUUCAAGUCAAAACCUUCAUCACGCAAGGUUUUCUUAUUAGAUUUUGCAUGUUACAAGCCUCCAGCCAGACAAAUGUGGAGCAAAGAAUUCACAAUAGCAAGAGCUAGGCAACACACCAACUUGUCAGAGGAAACUUUUGCGUUCAUGGAAAAAUUGUUAGAGAAAUCAGGGAUAGGUCCGUCCACCUACUUGCCAGAGGCAUUUAGACGCGACCCACCAAACGAAUGUCUUGAAGAGGCUAGGAAAGAGAGCGAGAUGGUGAUAUUUGGUGCCGUGGACGAGUUAUUGGCAAAGACUGGAGUGGAGGGUAAGGAUAUAGGGAUAUUGAUAGUAAAUUGUUGUGUUUUUGAUGUCGUGCCAUCUCUUUCUACCAUGGUAGUUAACAGGUAUAAACUAGGAGAUAAGGUGGUGAGCUAUAAUCUUAGCGGGAUGGGCUGCAGUGCUGGACUCGCAGCUAUAGGCCUUGCCAAACAGUUGCUUCAGGUACGCAGCAUUCCCUAUGCUCUGGUGGUCAGCACCGAGAACAUCACCGAAAACCGUUACCGGGGUGAGGAUCGUUCUAUGAUCGUGACCAACUGCUUAUUCCGUGUUGGUGGGGCAGCCAUUCUCCUCUCAAACAAGCCAUCGGAUCGCCAUGCGGCCAAGUAUCAGCUCAUCCACACCGUCCAAACCAACACAAUUGCUUCCGACUCGUCCUACAACUGCAUUACACGUGCGGAGGACUCAGAAGGACUCGUGGGCGUGACAAUCACCAAAGAUCUCCUUCCCGUAGCAACCAAGACCAUUGAAGCGAACUUCACCACACUAGGCCACCUAGUCCUUCCCAUAUCAGAAAAGAUCCUAUUUAUCACAAAUUACAUUGCGAGGCAUUUCCUUGCGGCAAAGAUCAAACCCUACGUCCCUGAUUUCAUGAAGGCCAUCGACCAUGUCAUCACUCACGUUGGUGGCAAACCAGUGCUCGAUCAAGUGGAGAGAAGCCUAAAGUUAAGUAAUAUUGACAUGGAAGCUUCAAGAAUGGCUUUGUACAGGUUUGGUAACACUUCUUCCAGUUCAGUGUGGUAUGCGCUGGCAUAUGCUGAGGCUAAGAGCAGGAUUAAGAAAGGUGAUCGUGUGUGGCAGAUUGCAUUUGGGUCUGGGUUCAAGUGUAAUAGCUUGAUCCUAAAAGCGAUGAGGGCAGUUGACCGUGAAGAAAUGAAUCCCUGGAGUGAUGAGAUUGAUGGGUUUCCCGUCGACCUGAAGAGCGUUGAUGGGCCCUUUCCAUAUGACUUUAAACCGUCCGAAUAG